AAACCAACGCCUCACUAAUAAGAGCUAAUGCUGUUAUGCUAUUUAGCGCUUACAAUUAGCAAGUGCAACCUUGGUGCAAUGCGUUGCAAGAGUUAAAUAUGUCUGGAAAUGGCAACAGCGCAACAGCGCACACCGUACGGGAAAGGUCGUUUUGCGACGUUGCCGCUCUAUGCAUACACAAGCCGAGACGGCUGACAGCGCUCUCGGUCUCGCGGCCGCCGCUCUCCCCCUCCGGCCCCAGUCUCGCGAGAGCGUGUUCGAGAGCUACACGUUGUUUGUUUGUACAUCGCAAUGGAUUCCGAUUCGCGUGAAUCGUUCACAACAAAGGAAGAACCCGAGUCCGACAAUGAAAGUCAGUCAACUCCGAGAACAUAUCCAAAGAAGAAUUGGGAUUCAGAGAGCAUAUUCAGACUGAUAGAAAUAAUGAAAACAGAAUGUAAAGAAUUAUGGGAUGUGAAACACCCGUUGAAUAAGGACCGAGUGUCGAGAACAUCGAAGCAGGAAUACUUGGCACGAACGUUCGAGACGAGCUGCGAGGAAAUAAGUAGGAAGAUACACAAUUUGAGGUCGCAGUUUAAUAAUGAGUUGCGGAAGAUAAAGCGGCGGCGAGUGGCGCUGGGGGACGGGGUGGAGGAGUGCGGGGGCGGCGGGGGGAGCAGCUGGGAGUACUUCGAGGCGCUCUCGUUCCUGCUGCCGCCGCCCUCGGCCGACCCGCUCGACAUCGACGGGGUUAAUCUGGCGCUGGCAGAGUUCCAAGCGAACGAAGAAGUGGAGUUCAGCGCGGCCGCCCGGGCUGCGUCCAAGAUCCCGCCGCUGACGCCGGGCGGUCCUGGGCGGAAGACCUCCACGUCCACCCCCCGCCAGGCCGCCGCGCCGCCGCCCGUGCCGGCGCACGCGCAUCCCAUGCUGUGGCCUGAAGAGUCCUCGCCACGGAUCCGGCCGCUGAGCACUAUUAGUAAUGAUGAGUGUCAGAUCUUCGGCGACUUCGUGGCCUCAGAACUGCGCACCCUCCGCUCGGACGAGUCCCGCAAGCAGCUGAAGCGGCUGAUCCAGAAGGCGAUCCUGCACGUGGGCGAGCUGGAGGACGUCAACAUGAUCCCGGCACAGAGACUCUAGCGGUGUCUGCUGGAGACUUCAUUGUACUAGGGAGUUCUAGAACUUUCUGCGGCCGCUUCACAGGUUCGAUGAAUACGGCGCUGUCAUUGGUGGAAGUGGAACGCGCAUUAAACAAGUUCGAAGUAUCGAAGAACUCGUGUUGCGAUCGCUUAUGUGAUUGGAGAACUAGAGUUCUAGAACAUUCAAAUCCUAGUACAGCUGAAGCGGCUGAUCCAGAAGGCGAUCCUGCACGUGGGCGAGCUGGAGGACGUCAACAUGAUCCCGGCGCAGAGACUGUAGUGGUGUCUGCUGGGGUCUCUGGGGACUUCAUUGUACUAGAAAGUUCUGGAACAUUCUGUUUUGAUAGGAGGAGUUUUAAGAAGAACGGAGAGGUUGUUUUAUGGAUAACAAAAGAUAAAUAGAUGUAGCGGUGCCUGCUGCAGUCUCUGGAGACUUCAUUGUACUAGAGUUCUAGAACUUUCUGCGGCCGCUACAUGGGUUCGUUAUCGUAAUCGAUAAACAAGUUUAAUGCGCGUUCCUCAUAUCCAAAAAUGAUGGCUUUAAAAUUUCUCCAAUUAAAACAGAAAGUUCUAGAACUCUAGUACAGUAAAGUCUCCAGAGACUGCAGCAGGCACCGCUAGAGUGGUGCUGUCAUUCUCUUUAACAAAAUCAUCGACCUUCUCCAAUGAAAACAGAAGACUAUAACGAAACCGUGUAGCGGUCGCUGGUGUGAUUGAAU
This is a messenger RNA of Plutella xylostella (diamondback moth), 1834 nucleotides long. RefSeq lists its product as uncharacterized. Lineage: Eukaryota; Metazoa; Arthropoda; Insecta; Lepidoptera; Plutellidae. The record is from RefSeq and is a predicted model, not a curated record.